AUGGCACCAGUCGACACCAAAAGGGCCGAGUCGGCCAAGCAGGGCCCGCCCAAACUCUCUGAUUAUAAGGAAAUCCUCGACGAGAGCACAUUCGAACAGAUCCUUGAGAUGGACGAUGACGAGGAGGAUCGUGACUUCAGCAAGAGCAUUGUGUACGGUUUCUUCGACCAAGCCGAGGUUACCUUCAAAAAGAUUCAGACGCAAAUAGAUAACAAGAACCUUGAUGAACUCUCUGCCCUCGGCCACUUCCUCAAGGGCUCAUCGGCCACACUGGGCCUUAUCAAGGUCAAGGACGGUUGUGAGAAGAUCCAAAACUUUGGCGCCCACAAGGACGAGACAGGUCUCAUUGACCAGCCGGAUACGGAGGUCUGCCUCAAGGCCAUCAAAAAGACUCUGGAUGAAGUCAAGGUCGAAUACCGCAAGGUUGAGAAGCUCCUCCGCCGAUACUACGGCGAGGAGGUGAAGGACGAAGAGGAGAAGCCAGAAGAGGAGGAGGAGGUUAAGGAGCAGAAGAAGGAAGAAAAGCCCAAGGAAGAGGCCAAGCAGGAAGCCAAGCAGGAUGCCAAGGAGGCCAAUGAGACCAAGGAGACUAAGGAGCCCACCAAGGAAGCCUCGAAAUAA
This is a messenger RNA of Penicillium expansum, 621 nucleotides long. Its product is annotated as Hpt domain-containing protein. Gene Ontology annotation, cellular component: nucleus; cytoplasm. Gene Ontology annotation, molecular function: protein histidine kinase binding; histidine phosphotransfer kinase activity. The record is from RefSeq and is a predicted model, not a curated record. NCBI's taxonomy places the organism in Eukaryota, Fungi, Ascomycota, Eurotiomycetes, Eurotiales, Aspergillaceae. The transcript is spliced from 3 exons. Gene Ontology annotation, biological process: phosphorylation; phosphorelay signal transduction system. The coding region runs from base 1 to 621 and encodes 206 amino acids.